This is a messenger RNA of Tachysurus vachellii, 2192 nucleotides long. RefSeq lists its product as uncharacterized. Lineage: Eukaryota; Metazoa; Chordata; Actinopteri; Siluriformes; Bagridae. The transcript has 7 exons. Bases 175 to 816 code for a protein of 213 amino acids. The record is from RefSeq and is a predicted model, not a curated record.
UUCGCCUACUUUCACUUUGAGCGAGUUCUUCAAACCCUACAGUCUUUAUUCCAACGUGAACUCUCCGGAAUGCGGUUAUGAUGCGGUUCGGAUUCUUCUGAAAACUCGGGAAGGUUUCGGAUCUUUAAAGAAUGAGUAUUUAUUAAACGAAAGGCGACGUUAAGAAGAAACGUGAUGUUUUGCGGAUACCGAAACGUUGCCUUCUUGCGCCUGAUGUGUUUCUCCGUCCUGCUGACUGGAGUGUCGACAGAAUCAGUGAGAAGUCCAACACCCACACUUAAUGUCACUAAUAAAGGAAAUGAUCUCUACUUUAUUGCAAGUCCCCCUAAAUCUUCACCUCAAUGCUGGCAGUAUGUGUUUACAUACAGUAAAUGCAACGAGAACCCAGACAUUAUAAAAGUAACCACAGUAAACAACUGGAGUGCCAAUGUGGGAUACGAUGGCGCCUGCAAGUACAAAGUUCAAGUGCAGGCAAAAUAUGAUACAACCUACUGUGGGGAAGGCGAACAAGACAGUAACAUGAGCAGUCCUGUAUAUUUUGGUCAGGAUGGUGAUCCAAAUUUGCCAUUUAAAGUGGUGAUGAGUGUCAUCCCUGUAACAGUGUGCGUUUGUCUUAUCAUUGCUAUAGUGCUGUUUAGGAGGCACAAGGACAAAUUUCUCCCCAAAAUUCCCAAUCCAUCAUAUUUCUUCAAGGAUAUGUAUGACACUAAAAAAUUAAAGGACCUAUAUACCACAGAACUCUAUGUACCUAAUGAAGAGGUGAUGGACGAGGUCCAUGUGGAGCCAAACACUACACACCUACAUCAUGAAUUCUAAUCAGAAAAACAAGGUUAGAAAGGAUGAACACAUUCUACAUGAGGAAGAAACCUCCUCAGCAAAGGAAGAAUAGACUGCAGCAUUGAAAAUGUUAUUUUAAUGAAAUGUUAUCCUAACACUAACCCAAAUGCAGUCAAAAUAUACUGUUGAGUGUGAGAGUUCAUGAGUUACAGUUAAUUCAGAAAACAUUCAGAUCCUGUUACUUGAUACACACAUGGAUUUGGGCAGUUUAUCCCGUUUUUAUUUUAGAUUUUUCAUGACAGAUCCUCUCAAGCUCAAUCAGAUUGGACGAUAAGAGUCUGGACUGCCAACUUCAGGUCUCUCAACAGAUGUUUGAAGGGGUUAAAGUCUUUUUUGUCUGGGCCUCACUCGUGGAAAUUCAGAGACUUGCUCUAAAACCACCUCAGUGUUGAUUUAGCUGUGUGCUUAGGGACACUGUUGUGUUGAAAGGUCUAAGUUUUUGUACUUUUUUACAAGAAAGUUGCUGUAUUAGGCUGAAUUCAUCAGUCCCUGUCACCACCAUGCUUCACUGUAGGGAUGGUAUUAGCCAAGUGAUGUGCAGUGCCUGUUUUUGGCCAGACAUAGUGCAUGUUGUUCUGCCCAAAGAGUUCAGAUUGCCAGAGCCCUUUAUGCUGUCCUAUGCCUUUUACUGAAAAGAGGGUUUCAGCAAGGACUCUAAUUGUGUUAGCUCUUAUUUAAGCAAACAGGAUGCACCUGAACAUGAUUUGUAGUACUACCACAAAGGGUUGGAAUGCUUUUGUGAAUAAGACAUUUUUUAAUUUUUUCAUCCUAAAUCCACAAAACAAAGAAUAAAACAAGUAAACAGGUUCUGAAUACCUUCUUAAUCCACUGUACUAUAUGUGCUAUGACCUCGUUAAUAAUGUCAUCCUCUGCAUUACUAGGAUUAGGUCUGGAGACUGAGAGGGUCAUGGCAGAAGCUCAUAUCAAUGAAUUUUCCUAUUUAUUUGUGUUGCCCUUGAACUGACGUCUUCCUGGGGAAUAUCCCCACAUUGCACAUUUAACCCCUGAGUGAAUUUCUAGCUUUCUAAGACAAGAAAAGAUGAAUGCGGUGGUGAUGUUGCUACAGUUUAGAUAGCUAGGUCAUAUGAUAAUGCUAUUCUACUAUUUGAAUGUGUUUCUUUUGCCAUAUAGCACUUUAUGUCUUUUACCAUUUAAUCUAUAUAAAUAAGUGGAUGAGAAUGUAGAAAGAAAUGUUAGAGACAUUCUUCUUCAGGCAUCAGGUAGCUUGGGCUACUCAAGUCUUUUUGCAACCAGUUUGUUUACAGUUUGUUUAUUAUCUAUUUUUCGUUACAUUUCUGUGUUUGUUUUUUAUCAUCGGAAUCAUUAUAAUCAUAAAUAAAUACUAUUUAUAAGUA